Molecule: messenger RNA, 6466 nt
Organism: Arvicanthis niloticus (Nile rat)
Lineage: Eukaryota; Metazoa; Chordata; Mammalia; Rodentia; Muridae
Gene: Pcgf5
Product: polycomb group ring finger 5
Source: RefSeq, a predicted model, not a curated record
GGGCGGCUCUGGCGGUUGGAGGUGGGUGGAGCUGCCCUUGGAGGCGGCACCGGCCUGGCCCCGAGGCCCGCCGCGCCCUAUCGCGCCAGAGCCGAGUGGCCCCGCGGAGCCCGCGCGCUCCCGCCUGCUGGGGGAGGGCAGACAGGGCGCGGGGGACCAGACAGGCCGCGGCGGGCGCUGUUUCUCUUUCGCUUUCCCGGGCUCGGAGGCGGGCGCGCCGGCGGGCUGAGGAGCGGCGGCGGCCGCUGGGUAUGCAAAAGCAGGACUGCCAAGAGGAGUAAUGCCCACUGGCCUGUGCUCAGGCCCGAUGCUCAUGCCCAUGCCUCAGGACACCUGCGAGGACAUCGUGCCAGCUCCUGGGACCAGCUUUUUAUCCCCUUAGUGCCCCUCUUUGCUUGAACUGCUAAAGCCAGCUGACCACGAAUGGCUUCCCAAAGGAAACACUUGGUGAAAGAUUUCAACCCUUACAUCACCUGCUACAUCUGUAAAGGAUACCUGAUCAAGCCCACCACAGUGACAGAAUGCCUCCAUACAUUCUGUAAGACCUGUAUUGUCCAGCACUUUGAAGACAGCAAUGAUUGUCCAAGGUGUGGCAACCAAGUUCAUGAAACAAAUCCAUUAGAAAUGUUAAGGCUGGACAACACAUUGGAGGAAAUUAUAUUUAAGCUGGUGCCUGGGCUACGAGAACAAGAACUUCAGCGUGAGUUGGAAUUUUGGAAGAAAAAUAAACCUCAAGAAAAUGGGCAAGAUGACAUUUCGAAGGUUGACAAAUCUAAAGCAGAUGAAGAAGGUGAUGAAAACCAAGAUGACAAGGACUAUCAUAGAAGUGACCCACAAAUUGCUAUCUGUCUGGACUGUUUACGAAAUAAUGGGCAGUCAGGGGACAAUGUAGUGAAGGGUCUCAUGAAAAAAUUCAUUCGCUGUUCUACACGAGUUACUGUCGGAACUAUUAAAAAGUUUCUAAGCUUAAAACUAAAACUUCCAAGUUCUUAUGAGUUGGAUGUGCUGUGCAAUGGUGAAAUUAUGGGAAAGGAUCAUACUAUGGAAUUCAUCUAUAUGACAAGAUGGCGACUAAGAGGAGAAAAUUUUUGCUGUCUGAACUGUUCAGCCUCGCAAGUCUGCUCUCAGGAUGGCACUUUGUACCAGUCAUACCCGAUGGUAUUGCAGUAUCGACCGCGAAUUGAUUUUGGGUAGGCCCAGGCCCAGGCUGCACUGAAUGAAUCCUGCACUAUUUGUUUACUCGUCGACAGAUUGCACAGUGAAUGAUGUGUGGACUUGAGAGACACAAUCUGAUUUUCAGCAUGCACAUAAGGCCAUUGUCUGUCUCUAAGUUGUCAGUGUCCUUCAUGUUCUGUCUAUUAGGAGCGAUCCAAGUGCCCUUCUGCUACUGACCAUCUGCAUAAGAUAUCCGUGCCGUCUCAGUGUGCAAGGCUCGGCUGAAGUGAGUUAGGUAUCCAGCCGUGACUCUGCUUUCUCAGUGUUUUGCUUGCCUGUUGCAAGAUUGUUCUAAUGUUAAUUACACUAGUAAAAUGGCUCAAUCCUUGUGGUGUUGCAGUUUUCACAUACUUAAUACUUUUAUUCUUACUAAAAUAGAGUACUGUACAAGAACCUAGUAUAAUUAUAUCUUGAAAUUAUUUUGUAUAAGAAUAUAUUUAGAAAAGUGGUUUCUGAGCCACUGUCCUAUUCUUGGUAAACUUUUACGUAAAAAAGAAUAAACAACCAAAAAAAAAAAAAACAAAACCAAAAUGCCAGCUUAUUCUUGAGUGUGCAAGUCUUUUGUGAAGAAUUCCAGUUAUUUUUUGACCAGAGCACAUUGCAAUUAUGGAUGUCCUAAAUAUCUGGGUAGUCUGCCAUUGCACGGGAAAUCGUGUUAGGCCUUCAUGUUGAAACAUAUGUGACUUGGACAACUGAAGUUUAUAAUGUUGGCAGCUGAUCAUUUUGACUUCUAAUAAAAUCAAUGUGUAAGUACAUUAGCGUCUGUUACUGUCUUAGGCAAGUGAGUGCUGUCUAGCCAAUGUCAUGUGUACGUCAUUGUAUCAUUGAUGCCAUUUUAUGAAAGCAUUGCUUUUUAAGUUGGCCUUAGUUGUGUAUUGUGGAAUGCAGAGGUGAUUUUAAAUACUAGGAUUUUUAGAUCACAUUCACCCUUUUAUGGAUUUCCAAACAAUCUCAGAUUUUUAGCUGCAUAUCACAUUUCCAAACCAUAUGCACAAAACAAAAUAAACACCAUGUAGUAGAUAAAUAUACUAACCAAAAUUAGUGGUUUGGAAAUACUGUUAUUUUAAAUACUGUAGCAACCAAGGGAGAUAGGGUUAUUGUUUUGACUGAGUGCAUUAAAGAUGAGUGGAUUAGAAGUCAGAAUUAUGCUGAUGUCCUUGAUGUUGCAGUUGGGUUAAGUCUUCCAUUCAUUUUGAAAUUAGCUGGCAAGUCAAACUUUAGAUCUUCAGUCUAAAAACAUAGUUGUUUCAAAACAGAAAAAGAAAACUGGAAUGUGUCUGGUUGCUUAGAAACAAGCUAAGUCCUGAAAAGGAAGAGGGGAAUUAGGACAAAUGGCAUGCUUUACACAUCAGAUAGGAGGGAGCAUCGUGUGAUCCACAGGUCAUUGUCACACCGUGAACACAGGUGCUCGUGCUCUCCAGGAACUGUUUCACAGGUUAAUGCCUUCCGAAUUCCAGAGCCCGUCAUAGAAGUGAACCUUGUACAGCUCUGAGAAACAAACUGCAGCUCCAUCUUGGUUAUUUCAUAAUAUGAAAGACUGGAAAUCUAUUAUUUUUUUUUUACAUUUUUUCAAGUCAAAAAGUUUGUAUUAAAGUUGUUGCAUUAGAAGGCCACAGCAAUUCCUUAACUUCAUCUUGUUGGAUUGGGUGUUUCUGGAAGAACUCAUGAGCGGGAUUUAAAAGACAUUUAAUUUACUCUAAAGUGUAGCUGAGACUAUAAUACUUGACCAAAAAACUGAAUUUAUUAUCUAACUACAGAAAUUAUUUUACUGUUUUGCAAAACCUAAUUCCUAGUUAUCCAUAAGAAAAAUGUAAAGAUCUUACAAUUCAUCACAUUUAGAUAAGUGUGUUUUCCAUAUGAAGGUUAAUUUUAAUUAAGUCAAAAUCAGUUUUGAAAGCCACAUGCUAAGAGUUGGCUAUUUGGCUACUCAAUCAAAAUUUAAGGCCAUGGGUGAAUUUUAUGUACAAGGUCUCUUUAAAUUUUGCUUGUUGCCUGAUCACAUGUAGUGACUAUUUUCCAAGGAACAUGUAGGAAACGGUAACCAGAAUGCAGUUUUAUAACAAUUCCAAAAAUGUUGUUGCACUGACAUUUUUACUGAGAUGCAGUAGACUAUGUGCCAAAGCAUAGCGUUAAGGACGUCUGGCGUUGUAAGGGAAUAGGAGUAAUGUGUUGCCAGUGGGAUCAGGCUUCUUUAGCCAUCCUCGUCUGGUGUAGUGUGCAGAACUUUCUUGUCUGGUGUGACAUGCACUGAACUCCACUCAGUUACCCUUGUCAGGAACCCACAAACAGGCACUGUAGCCAGCAUUACAUAUACAGGGUUGCUAACAACCCCCAACCCCCUGAGUUUAAAUAAUCUCCAGGAAUAACUGUCUGAAUGUAUAAAUGCAAGAGUAAGUCAAAGUUAUUCUUCAGCCUGUUGUUCCUUAAGCAAUAAACUAAAGAACUCUACUCCAGAAAAGAUUUUGUUACCUGUUUUACCUGCCUUAAAAGUCAGACAGAAAAGGGCCAUGGAAUCUUGGGUAUAAAGAAUGCCUGUGGUUGAUAAGAAUCCCUUUAAACUGCAGUAAUGACAUCUCUUGAUAGAUAAAAAUGUCCCUUUCUCUUAGAAAUAAACUAAAAGCACACUGAUGAGAUUAUAUUAAGUCUGAGGGUUGGGUGACUAGAAUUAUGGUUUUUGACAGCUUUUAAAUAUUCUUUAUUCAUUAGGCAUAUGCCCAUACUAAUAUGCCACAUUGUACAAAUGUAGUGACUUAGCACAAAUAUUAAUUUAAACUGAGUCCUUACAAAAAAAAACAAAGUGUGUUAUUUAAUAUUGUGAACUGUUAAGCUUUACUGACUAUAUAAAUGAAAGUGCCUCAUUGCUGAAGUGCAUUUCUGUUUUAAGUUUCCUGUAUAAGUCUUCAGUUAUCUGUACCUGUCUCAUAAAUGGUUUCAUAUUGAAAUAGGCACUUACAAGCUAAAAUAAUCUUUUUUAAAAAGAGUUUUGUAGGAAUAUAGGUAUCACCAAAGACAUUUUACUGUUAGUAACCAUGAUAGAGACAGUUUGGACAGUCCAGAAGAUGGAAACUGUUACAUUGUAUCCUGAUUGUAAAUAGGCAAUAGUAACCUUGAGUGGUUACUAAACUAUUACCAAUGAAGACACUGCAGUGAGUUUUCUUGGUGGAACGUGUGUCUUGCUGCAGUGGGCAUGUUUCCCUUCAGAUCCGUUCACUGGUUUGGUUUUUGUUCAUUUUCAGGUAGGUCUUAGAAAAUCCUCAAAUAUGAGAAAAACAAUGCAAAUAUCCUCCCCAUGAAAAAUGGGAGAAAUACAAACUUAUAAAAGAAAAAUUGAAAUUGAGAUUUUAAAUUUUAAAAAGCCUUUUAUUUUUUGGAGGUGGUGUGAAGGAAAUUCUGCCGGCUUAGCUCCAGUGAAGACAAGUCCUGACAGGCCUGCCUGUGUGGACCACUGUACAACAAUCGGCUGGGUUUACAGAUCAUAGAAGUGCUGACAAGCCUGUGUAGAACACAGUACAUUCUACUGUUUUACAGAAGUCCUUGUGUUGGUUUUAAAAGUGAAACUCUAAGGGCCUGUGAUUUUCUCUUAAGUGUUUCUCAGCAGUCACUUCAUUGUUACUAAACUUAGCCAUGUGGCCAGGUUUUCACAAAAUGGAGCACUGAAAAAUAUCCCAGUGUGCCAUUCUUUGUUUUGGGUUGGCAGUCUGCUUUGCACUGCGCUGAGAUUAAAAUCAGCCUGAGGUAUGCCUCUGCAGAGUUGACAAACAAUCCCAACUGUCCUGUGUAUGCAAGCACUGUACAACUGAGCCUCAUCCCUCAGCCAUUCCUCUGAUUGGGUAGGAAUUCUCUAGAAAACUAAGCUUUAUACCAGUAGAAUAUUGGUAUGAAUUUGCCAAAACUUCUUUUCUGGAUUAGAAUCACAAAAACUUGAAACGUGACUACCAUUGUUUCCAGCAUGUGACUCCUGGAGAGCAUAAAGGACAUGUGUGCUAGGUCUGGUUCAUGACACAUGGAAUAGUUGUCAAAUGCACUACAGACUUAGACACAAAGAUUAUAGCUUCAAAGACCAGAAUCACCAGUUGUCUGGAUUUACUUGAUAUGCUUUGCUCAGUGUGUUUUAAUUAAAAAAAAAAAACAUGAAAUUAAGAUAAAAAACAAAAUGUCUUUACACAGUAGGGACCUUAUUGUUUUAUGUUAGUGUUUCUCAUGUCAUUGGAAAGUCCUUCUCUUCUUGGAAUAUGAUUUUCACAAGUAACACGUUUCCUGGCCAUCGUAUUUUCUAGUAGGACUAAAAUGUUUGGGCAUUUUUUCAGAAAAUAAUAAAAAGUUACACUUCAAAAUAAUCACUGUAAAUUCUCAUGCAAAUGUAUCUAUCCCCAGGCCAUUCUUUCAUGAUACAAAACAGCAGUUUUCCAGAGAGAUGUUAAAUUCUAGGUCUAGUUUUCUUCUGUUUUGUAGCACUUGCUAGAAAAAGAACCAACUGUAGCACAAAGGAAGACUAACCAUUCUGGGGGCAUCUAUACAAAGUCUAGUGUAUUGACAGAAGUCGGAGCUGGAGCUCUUUGUACACAUUCACGUCGUCGUUGGAGGUCAGCCUGGCUCUGUUGGAGGCCAUUUUUCUUUUGCAGUCUUUUUCAGAAUGGGGUUGGGGGCCUAAGUGUCCUUAUGAAGCUGUGGUCCAGGACAAGAGCGUGGGGGUGGGAGGGUAUGUGUUCCUUCACUUUCCUGUGUCUGGCAACUCAACAGCGAUCAUUUCUUAGAAUAGCCCUCACGGUUAUUAAGUGUAGCACAGAAUAUAUUGUAAAGUUACGUUGCUAAUUUUAUUUUGAAAUAUGAACUAUUUUAAGCUUUUUGUCAAAAGUGGUUAACAUCUUAAUACAAAUAAAAACCUUUUUGUGGUUGUAAGAUUUAGCUUAUGAAUCAUUCAAAUUGAAGUGAAAGAAUUACCAGGUCAUUGUUAAUGACUUAGUCUAUUAAGAAUCUAUGUAUUUUUGUAAAGGAAAAGCACUCAUAGGUAUUUAAUCAGUACAAGGUCUAUGUCUGUUUUGCCGGAAGAAAAUGCUGCUUAGAGAUUCUCUUUAAAUAUUUUUUUUUAUUUUUGUGCUCAUGUAUUUUCUGUUGAUCUUCUGAAUGUUCUGUACAAAAUGGUAUGACUGUACUGUUGAGCUCAAUACUUUUUUUUUUAACUCUGGGCUUAGCUGUGUAUAUUUGACCAUGUUGAAAAUAGUAUCUUUGUUAUUAAAUUUUUGAUUGCAUA